Molecule: messenger RNA, 2491 nt
Organism: Strongylocentrotus purpuratus (purple sea urchin)
Lineage: Eukaryota; Metazoa; Echinodermata; Echinoidea; Camarodonta; Strongylocentrotidae
Exons: 5
Coding region: 467-1906 (479 amino acids)
Source: RefSeq, a predicted model, not a curated record
UUUCAGCGCGCUAUUCGGCACUGCAAUUUAGCACCCACGCUCGUAGGUGCAAGUACAGAUUACUAACGUAUUUUGCAGUGAGUGUGUUCGUGCAUUGCAAGAUAUAUCGCGCUGUGUGUGAACACAUGACUGUAUUAACCAUUCAACUGUAUUCGUGUCUAAAAGAGCUUAGUCAAGGGUGAAUGCAAAGUUGAGGAUAUAAUCACACUGUUUAUCUCCGAGUGGUUCGUCUUCUUUAAAGCCUCCUCUACAACGUCUCACCCUAUACAUUUACAAUAUCAGUUAGAACCCUGCUGUAGGGAUAUCAACUGCCGCUUCUCUCACAAUAUUUCAACUUUUCUUGACUGAAAUCUGACAUUUUGGAUGGAACAAGGAGAUACAGAGAAGAAUGCUUGAUCAGUAUUGAAGGGUCACGAGUGGGGAGAAAUCAACCAAUCACUUACAAGGAACCCCAUCACGUGACAGUAUGGAUGUCAAUCUAGGAUGCUGUGGUUUGGUGCUAGCGUUCCUGUGUAUCUUCUUCGGAAUGACCGAGGUUGGACUAUGGGCGGCGUGCUACUUUAAAUGCCCGGAUGGAAAGCUGAUCGAGUUUAAUUACUUUGCUGCCGUGUGGACUGGUGUAUUGGCCUUCACCGUGGGCUUCAUGAUCAUCGUACUGUUUUGUGUCAAAUUCAAAUCAUUGGGCACGUUUAUCAUCAUACUGACAUUCCUGCUGGUUCCAUGUGAGAUCAUUUGCGCAUGUAUCUACGCAUAUCGCGCCUACCUCUCUCGACCAAUGGAAGACGACGUCAUAACAGGCAAUGUGGGCGUGGACUAUUUCAGUGUGUUUUUCUUCAGCGCUAUGUCCAUUGGUGGCGUGUUUCUCUUUCUCAUCACCAUCACGUGGAAUUGUUAUUACUUCUGCAUAGCAACGCCAGCGGAGGACUACGAGGAGGAGGUCAAGGAGGAUUUGGAGGAAGAAGAUGAAAGACAACAGAAUCUACGGACCGUCCAGGAUAGUGUCUUCGUCAACAAUCCAGUGGUGGAUGACGAAUCUCGGCCAAACCAAACUCGGCCACUUCAAUUCGAUCAAGAGCCAAACCAAGUUCGUUUUCCUCACUCGGUUCAAAACGGACAUCCACAGGGGAGGCCAUCACGACAAAGCAACGGAUACCUAGUUCCAAAUUCAGAUAACCGUCGAGAUAAACGUCGAGAUAAUCGUCAAGAUAAUCGACGAGAUAAUCGACGAGAUAACCGUAAUGUGAGCUAUGAUCAGUCACUCCUUGUCCGAAAUGAUUAUCCGUAUCCACCUGCUUUGGAGAGAGGACCUGUACCCGAAGACCUGAAUAGGAGGAACCGACAGCAGUCAAGUAUGCCACGCCCACAUCUCGGUGCGAACCACCAAUCAUAUAUCCCACAUGAAAGUAGGCGUGGCCAGGUCAAUCGGGGAUACGAAGCUGAUGAGCUCGGCCAGCCAAUAGACAGAGCGUACAACUUGAGGAGUUACAUCUACGAUGGAGUUCAAGGUGAUCCUAUGGACCAGCCGGUGUACUCGGGAGGACAGCCGUUAUACUCCGAGCAACCCCGAAGAUCGCCGAACCAAAACCCGAGUUCUUCAGCAGACCACGGUCGAAACCAUCCCGAAAGUCGUCGACACGUGAACAGACCACCUAAUUACUCCACCCAGCUAAACAGCCGAGAACCCGCUGCUAAUCCACAGCCGAGGGACGAAGACAGAUCGUUCAUCUACCGACCAACACCCGACAAUUUCCGAGGGAAACCGCCGCAGCCCGAGUACAUGUCUCAGCAGCAGCAACAGACAGCGCCUAACAAUAGUUAUCCCUUACAAGUAUCAGCACAGCAUCCGGGUCCUGCUCAAUCUGCUCCUAACACAAGAGGACCAGGACCCACCAACACAUACUUCUGAAUGAUCUUGCUCAGUAGCCCGCCAGUCUUUGAUCCGUAUUCUACUAAGGUUUUAACCCAAAUGCUGGAUUAAGGCUUUUGUCAAAAUCGGGCUUACCGAAAGGAGCUAGUACAAAGUCUAAGUUUUCCCUUUAUUAAAAGUGAAUCUAUCCCCAGAGUCGGAUUUAACUGAAGAGUAGAAUACGCAUAACAUCCUCGGAUCGCUCCUCUUAAUAAGUGUACAAAGCGUCUUCCGCCCCUAUUUCCUAUGUACAUACAAAAUUGAUAUCAGUCGCGAAUAAGUUGCGAUUAUAUCAACUCUUUAUAAGACAGGGCCCUGAUAAAACGGUUUUGGAAAGUUUCAGAAAUAUCGGUGCAUUUUGUGGCCGUCAUAAGGACACCGCGUGUUUGCUAGUAUAGGACUUUGUUAAUAUAGUAAUUUAUUUAGUGAAUCUUUUUCUAUCCCUUGCAUCCAUGUGACUCUUUUCCAAAUGUACUAUUGUUUUGAUUUCAAUGAUUUUCUUUGUUUCUGCCGAAUUGAUAACAAUAAUAAUAACAAACAAGAGCCAAAUGACAGGUUUCAGUUAACACGGAGGACAUUUCUAAA